AGUUUUAGGGGUAUCAUGGCUGCGGGACAGAACUUGGAUGUUUCGAAGAAGUUGAAGGCUGCGAUCAAAGCGAAGUUGGAGGAAUUGGGCGUAUAUGUAGAUGAUGAGCUUCCCGAAUACAUUAUGGUCAUGAUAGCGAACAAGAAAGAGAAAAAUCAAAUGAAAGAUGAUCUUAAUUUGUUCUUGGGGAAAUGCACGAGUAAAUUUGUAGACUGGUUGUUCGAUUUAUUCGAAAGACUCCAGUCAGCAGGCAGCAAGCCAGAUAGUCACUCCGGCUCGGAGAAAUCGAGCAAGGAAGUCCAAAAAGAGCCUGCAAAAGAAAAGGAACGAAAGAAAGAAGCCGAAGUCUCUACAUCAAGGAAAGAAGAUAGAAAAGAAAGCCGAAGUCAUGAAUCAUCUUCUCACCGGCAGGCUGAGGUAGAAGUUAGGAAGCGCGAUGUUGAAAAGGAGCGGGAACGCGAGAGGGACAGAGAAAGGGAGAAGGAAAGGGAAAGAGAACGAGAAAAAGAACGACAGCGACAGGCUGAAAAGGCGAAAGAGAAAGAACGGGAGGAACGCGCUAAAGAAGCGGAACGCCAACAAAAAGCUCGUGAGCAGGAGAAGCAAAAAUCACGGUCUGAGACCUCUCGCAGCCGCGAAACCGUACGCCCUACCCGCAGGCGAGCUGAGAAAGAGCGCAGAUCCCGUUCACGUUCACGUUCUAAGACAUGGUCCGAUGACGAAUUUGAGCAUGAAGUGGAGGAGCGCUCGAAGAAGGUCGCGUCUUCUGUUGUCGUACAACGUCCACUUGCUGCUAGUCCGGAACCUGUAAAGGUGUCGUCUCAAGUGCAUGUUAUGAGGAAGGUCAAGCCUGCUGUGAGUGAGAUAGAGAAGAAAACAAUGAAAGCGGGGUCGUCGAUGUUCCUCAAAGCUAUGAAUCAAGCCAGUGUUAGCGCUGGGUAUGGCGCAUCUCUUGUAGACAAAAAGAAAAAGGCGGCUCAUAGCACUACUACUCCUCGCUCACCGCUCAAGAAUAGAAUUACUCGUCCUAAUGUUGUGGAGGUGGACAGCGAUGGUGAGAACGCUUACGAUGCUGAAGUCAUAGUCGGAGACAAAUCUCGUGGUCGGCCAAACAGUCCUAAGAUAACAGUCACGCUGAAAGGUGCUAAGGAACAUAUCGGUUCUCUACGUGAUUCUAAGAAAGCAAAUCUGAAACGUCGUAAGGAGAAGGAUGAAGGAGAGACGAAAAGUACUGGUGUUGUUGUUGUGCCAGAAAAGCGUGGCCGAACCGUAGAAAUAGAUGAAGAUUUGCUGGAUCGCGAGGAGUCGCCUUCUGUACGUAAAUGGGACGGUCAAAUUCAGUUAGACGAGGAUGACUCUACCGAUGAUGAUGAGGCAAAGAUUGAUGCUGUCUUAGCCGAUGCACGUGGUGUAACAUCAUCUAUGGAUGAAGAUGGAGAAGUGCCUCCGACGCAUCAACUAAGUCGAGGCAAUAGUUGGUCAGGCUAUGCCGCUUCUCCCUCUCACCAAACGACAACAGCAGCUCCAAGUUAUGUGCCAACGCCAGUUACGAAGGAGGAGCAGGCAUUUGCGCCAGUCACCAAAAUUCCGGAAAGAUGCCGAUUUUGGCCUGCCUGUCGACAAGGUGAAAACUGUGCCUAUACACACCCCACUAAACAGUGCAUUAAUUUCCCUCAUUGCUCGUUUGGCGCUCGCUGCCUGUACAUUCAUCCGCCUUGUAAAUUUGAUCGAAACUGCACCAAUCCGAAUUGUCCAUACACUCAUGGUAGGAUUGCUGCAGCAAUGGCUCCUGUUACCGUCCCUACUCCAGCAGUUGUAGCUCCACCGGUCAAACCCGCUCCUCAACCUGUGGUCACUUCCUCUACGACCGCAUUUGCUGCUCCGGAUUCAACAAAAAUCUCUCCCGAUGUUCCUCUAUCUGCUGAGCCCAACCCCGUCCCCAGUCUUGCUUCACUCACGCCUUGCCUAUACGGCAAUAAGUGCAAGCGGCCUAAUUGCGCAUUCAAACAUCCAAAGACUUGCCAUUACGGCUCGUCUUGUAUGAAUGCCAAUUGCUACUUCUAUCACCCACCCCUUCCAAAGCCGUCUUUCGCCGCUGGAGUGGCCAAGUACAAGUGGAAGGCAUCAAGUGCGACGGCUUAACGGUCGUAUGCACGGUGUGUAGGAGUAGAAAUGUCAUUAGUACACAUCUUCUCUUUUUAUGUAUUUGCAUUGCUAAGAACUUGUUGUGUUAAUUUGUUUCUUUCUAUUAUUUACUUGUUUAUCGCAAACGUUAUCUGAGAACAGCCAACAACUGAUUUGGUUGCACUACCUAUGAGCGAGUCUAUAUGGACGCAGGAAUUUGGUUUGACAUUCCGGCGGAAACUUUGCCUGACUAUCGAAUUUGAACUGGUUGAAGCCUCAUACUCAAGAGGUCAUUUUCGUGAAAGGAGAAAGAUUGAACAAAAUCAGCUCCAUGCUUCCUAUUUAUGUAUGUCCCGUAUCACUCAGUCUUGGAUGCUUUUCGAUAGCCUAUAAAUGAAGGGUAUUGACGUGGGAUUUAGAGAGCUUAUAACACUUCUGCUUCUCACGUUCUAUCCUUUUUCUAUACAAACUGCCACUCAUCGUCUUUUUCUGUUCAAUUCUUUGCCUCUAGCUUUGUUAACAGUCACGAAAGGAUUUACUACAGUAAUUUAUUCGGGAAGGGGAACAACUUUGUUUUUCAUGAAUUUCUUUCAUUUGACUACUGAACCAUAUUGUGAAUGAGGAAUGUGUCAUCAUGCAGCAUGUGCCCGAUCGACUUGGACAUUGAUGUCGUAGUUCUGAUAGACUACGUGGAAGGUGUUGUUGUGAGAUAUCAUACCAUGUUAUUUCAACUUUUUUUCAUUAUCAUUUCUUGUUUUUGUAUGAUUUCGUCAUUUCUACCUUAUCUCGUAUCAUUUUCUUAGUGUUCAAGUUUUAGCAGAAAGAGUAAAUUUAUCUUAU
Messenger RNA from Cylicocyclus nassatus, 2964 nucleotides. The record is from the annotation of a GenBank genome assembly. Lineage: Eukaryota; Metazoa; Nematoda; Chromadorea; Rhabditida; Strongylidae.